UAGACACUACCGUGAGUCGCUCACGCUCACCAAGCGCAUCUCACUCUUCUCUCUCUCACUCUCGUCUUCAUCUUAACCGAACAUCCGGUUUCUUUGAACGUUUCGUUUCCGCCCUACCCCCACCGGCUCACAUCCGCACACACCAUCCACACACCGCCACUAUUUAUAAUAAAGCGAAAAAGAGAGUGCGAGCGUGUAAGUGCGUGAGUGCUACUACUGGUGUGUGUGUUGUCGUCCAUAUAACUGUGGCUGGGCUCUGGCUGCUGUGUCAGUGUCUAACCCGCUCCUCUCUUUAGUACAGAGCAGUUGAUCCUUUUUUCUUCUUCCGCCGUGUGCAGCUGCUCGUCUAAUAUUAUACAACCGGUCUCUAUUAUUCAACCUCCUCCCCCCCUUGACUUCCGUAAUUUGAUUUGGAAAGGGCCCCAUCAGGACUAUAUCAGAAAGAGCAACUCUUCUCGAAAAAAACGAACGAACGAACGAAAAAAUAUAAGAAAAGGAGCCACAGGAAAAUAUACGUCAACCAUGUCCGGAGGGAGCAAUUCCAAUUUCCUUUGGAUACUCAAAUCGUCGCUAUUUUUCAGUACGUCCAAGAAACUGUUUGCCAGUUUCGCCGGACACAUCACCAGCAGCGCGUCCCUACAAUCACUUUCGGGGAACAAGCCGAAUCGAUGCGAAUACGAGCAGCUCUCGCCGGUGGAGGGCAACAACAACCGACCGUCGGAUCGGAAUAAAAAAAGCGGCAAGAACAAAAACGAUCGCCACCGUCGUUUCGGAUCCAUUGACAACGACGGCAACAACGGCAACGAUGACGACAGCAGCAGCAGCAGCAGCCAAGAAGAUGACGAAGAUUCCGAUGAGGACGACGACGAGGAAAUCGACAGGUUAACCUGCUGGGUCUGCGAACGAGCCUUCAGUUCCACCCGAAUCCUGGAACGUCACAAGAUCCGCGAGCGCCAUUUCGGAUGCGGAACAUGCGACGCCAUAUUCCCGACACUGAUGGCCCUCGAAGCCCAUCAAGAGGAAGCGGAUCAUUGGUCCAGCGACGACGAGGACGAGGAUGACGACGACGAUAAGGAUCUCGACGGCCGAUGCGACUUGUCCGACGACUCCCAACUCGACACGGAAGAUGAAAUGGAGCUCGAUCGCAAAGAUCGCCAACUUAAAAAGGAGCGGCUAUUCCUCAUCUAAUCGCGGGCGACAUCACCAUGGCGACCGAAACCCCCCAAAAGAGAGAGAGAGCAUUCCUCGACUGUAUUCCACACAUCACGGCCGCAACAGCAGCAGCAGCAGCAGCUUUGCAUUAUUUAUAAUAUCGAAUGUACAAUAAUAUUCCAUAUCUUAAUGCUCUCCACCACCAACCGCCACGAAAUAAUAUCCCUCCUCCUCCUCCCUCACCAGCCCGACUUCUUUUCGCUUUGCAUUUCCCAUCAUCUCAAUGUCUGUAAUUCCAUUCUCCGACGUCGAAACCAACUCUCUACCGCGACUGCACACACACACACAUAUUCUUCGAUUUUCGGCGACGAGAUUUUCCACCGGGAAAAAGGAAAAGCAAAAAAAAAAAGGGGCGAUUGCGCAAUAAAAACGGGAGCGCCGACGACGAUGGGAAAUCCCGGUUGAUCAAGACCCAUAACAGAUAUUGCCUCUGCCGCCUAGCGUUUCUCAUCUAAAUAUAUAUAUACAGUACACACACACACACAAUUCAGAGUCAACAGGGAAAAGAAAAGAAGAAGCUGAAAGAGUUAUAGAUCCAAUCCAAUAAUAACAAGUAGAUAUAUCCCCGGGAAUAUUUUUUCUUCUUUUUUCCUCGUCGACGCUUUUUGGCUGAGCCGGCGGAGCAGGUUACAACCUAUAAACGCAUCCGCAAGAUACACACACACACAACAGACAGACAGACAGACAGAGACUCUCACGAUCACGAAUCCAAUUUCGUUGGUGCCCUAUUGUAGAGCGAUGAUACUUCUCCUAUGGGUUCGAUAUUCAUGAGUGGCUGGAAGAAUCCGAUCAUGGCCAGGGAGAAAAUGAGAUGGAUAAGGCAAUAUUUCAUAUUGUGUUUAAUUCAUAAAUCAUAUCGAGAGAGAGAGAGAGUCGGGGGAUGUGUUGGGUGGAGAUAUAAGCUAGGAAACAACAGGGAGAAAGAGAGAGGUGAAUUUGUGUUUUGUUGUAAAUUUGUUUUUCUUUUUUAAAAAAGACAAAAAGGUCGGGGGGAGGAUGAAGGCGAAAAAGGCAAGAGGAGACACUCAACCGACGGACAUCAUGGCACAUAGUUGUUGUCUUUUUUUUUUUAUUAUUUUUUGUUUUAAAUUUGUUAUUUGUUUAUCUUCAAUUUUUUCUUUCUCUGGUUGUUUCCUUAUUUCGAAAUUCUCAUCGUCUUACAACUUAAUAUGGCAUCGGUGCAAGUUUGAUAAUAUCAAUGUAACAAUCGUGUAAAGAAUGAUAAUAAUAAUAAAAAUCGGGGAAGAAUCGACGAGUUCAAUUUUUCGCCACAUUAUCGGAAAGUGAGAGAGAGAAAAAACAAACAAAAAGUUGAGCAUUGGCUGUGGUGUCUGAGAGCGUCAAAGAACGAAAAUAUUGGAGGGGAGAAGUUCGUUUUUUCUUUUUCUUUCAUUAAAAGAAAAUGAUCAAAUUAAUGAAAUUGAAAAAAAAAACAAAA
Messenger RNA from Daphnia pulex (common water flea), 2650 nucleotides. RefSeq names its product protein BFR2-like. The coding region runs from base 523 to 1188 and encodes 221 amino acids. The record is from RefSeq and is a predicted model, not a curated record. The transcript is spliced from 6 exons. NCBI's taxonomy places the organism in Eukaryota, Metazoa, Arthropoda, Branchiopoda, Diplostraca, Daphniidae.